Messenger RNA from Anthonomus grandis grandis, 12525 nucleotides. It is a transcript of the gene DAT, whose product is annotated as sodium-dependent dopamine transporter. Gene Ontology annotation, molecular function: dopamine:sodium symporter activity. The transcript is spliced from 11 exons. Gene Ontology annotation, biological process: sodium ion transmembrane transport; dopamine uptake involved in synaptic transmission. NCBI's taxonomy places the organism in Eukaryota, Metazoa, Arthropoda, Insecta, Coleoptera, Curculionidae. The record is from RefSeq and is a predicted model, not a curated record. Gene Ontology annotation, cellular component: presynaptic membrane; neuron projection; neuronal cell body membrane. Bases 265 to 2088 code for a protein of 607 amino acids.
GAUCUUUGUUGAUAUUCUAACCUAGUGAAGAUAUUAAAAUAAUGUGAUGAACAAAAAAAAAAAACAGAUAAGGUGGAGAAGUAAGAGACCUUCAUGAGUUUUCUACAAAUUUAUGAGUUUUUUUUAACGUAUAAAUGAAAAAUGAAACUAAAAGACAUUUUUCCUUUGUCGGUAGCAAAAUGAUAAGUUUAUGUGGCUUCUUUUACCAACAUCACGAUCACACGCUGCCCUCAGCAGAAGAAAACAACAAUCAUUUGAAGCACGAUGACGUCAUGUACCACCAUUUCUCAAAACCGUCUCCGUGGUCUGCCCUCAAUGCAGACGGCCGAUCACCGAGAAACUUGGGGCAAAAAAGUCGAUUUUCUUUUGUCAGUCAUCGGAUUUGCCGUUGACUUGGCUAAUGUUUGGAGGUUUCCUUAUUUAUGCUUUAAAAAUGGAGGGGGUGCAUUUUUAGUUCCUUAUUGUAUUAUGUUGGUAGUUGGAGGAAUACCCUUAUUUUAUAUGGAACUGGCAUUAGGACAGUAUAAUCGGAAAGGUGCUAUAACUUGCUGGGGACGAUUAUGCCCACUUUUUAAAGGAAUUGGUUAUGCAGUGGUAAUAAUAGCAUUCUACGUAGACUUCUACUACAACGUGAUCAUAGCAUGGGCCCUCAGAUUCUUUUUUGCUUCGUUCACCGAUAUGCUUCCAUGGACAACAUGCGAUAAUGAAUGGAAUACACCGAAUUGUAAACCAGCAGGAUUCAACUUUCGAAACCUAAAAAAUUUGACUUAUGGAUUAAGUAACACCUCUACCUAUUCCUCAUCAUCUGCAGAGUAUUUUAAUCGAGCAAUUCUGGAACUCCACAGGAGUGAAGGGCUUCAUGACCUAGGAGCCAUUAAAUGGGAUACAGCUCUCUGCCUUUUUACGGUUUACAUUAUUUGCUAUUUUUCAUUAUGGAAAGGCAUUUCCACUUCUGGCAAGGUAGUGUGGUUUACUGCUCUGUUUCCUUAUGCAGUACUCCUUAUUUUGUUCGUCCGGGGAAUUACCUUGCCAGGAUCGGCCGAAGGGAUUAGGUAUUAUUUACAACCGAACUUUACCGUUAUUUCAUCUGCAGAAGUUUGGGUCGAUGCAGCAACCCAAGUAUUUUUCUCAUUAGGUCCAGGUUUUGGAGUUCUUUUAGCGUAUGCUUCGUACAAUGAGUAUCACAAUAAUGUUUAUAAGGAUGCACUUCUAACCAGCUUUAUAAACUCGGCAACAAGCUUCGUGUCUGGUUUUGUGAUUUUUUCAGUGUUGGGUUAUAUGGCUCACGAAGCAGGUAGGCCGAUUACCGAAGUAGCAACAGAGGGGCCUGGGUUAGUUUUUAUCGUUUAUCCUGAAGCUAUUGCUACGAUGCCCGGGAGCAUUUUCUGGGCAUUAAUUUUCUUUAUGAUGUUGCUCACUUUGGGACUGGAUAGUUCGUUUGGAGGAUCAGAAGCAAUUAUAACAGCUCUCAGCGAUGAAUUUCCAAAAAUAGGACGCCAUCGUGAAAUUUUCGUAGCUUGCCUGUUCACUCUUUAUUUCUGUGUAGGACUGGCCUCUUGCUCACAGGGGGGCUUUUACUUCUUUCAACUUUUAGACAGAUAUGCUGCUGGCUACUCUAUGCUUAUUGCUGUCUUUUUUGAGGCUGUUGUUGUAUCCUGGAUAUAUGGUACAAAAAGGUUCUGCAGUGAUAUCGAAGACAUGAUCGGGUUCCCUCCUGGGAUCUACUGGAGGUUCUGCUGGAAAUUUGCUGCACCAGUAUUUCUUCUUUUUAUAAUAUUUUAUGGGCUAUGGUUUUAUGAGCCUUUAAGAUACGAAGAUUAUACUUAUCCCACGUGGGCCAAUGCUUUAGGUUGGGCAAUUACCGGAUCUUCAGUCAUCAUGAUCCCGGGAGUUGCUCUUAUUCAGUUUUUGAUAACACCUGGAUGUUUUGCCAAGAGGUUAAAGAAACUAACCACUCCGUGGCAAGAUACACAAGUCAGCGCGAAUGUGAUCAGCCAAACCAAUGGGAUGGUGCAAUCAGAAAGUACGCAGGUUAGACUGUCAACGCCAGCAGAAACACCGACAGAUCAAAAACCUGUCGAAGUGUGAGAUAAGAAACUGUCGAAAUUUACAGAGUAUUACGUUUGAUUACUUUAAUUUAAUCCUUUAUUUGCAAGGAGUCUUAAACCUUGUUUCAUUUAGUUACAUAGUAUAGGCAUGUUUGGGGCAUUUUCUAAGUAAAGCAAGCAUUUUUUUAAAACUAGUCUGGUUGACGUUCUAAAAAAAAUAUGUACAUACAUAGUCGCCUUGUAACAGAAAGCAAGGAAAUUUUUUAUUUUCAUUUUAGGCCCAUCUACUAAGUAAAGAGCUUCAAAAAUGCCUGUACAAAUUAAAAUAUAUGUAAAUAGACCUAAAUAUAGGUAGUUCAAAAGUUAGUAUCUAUAUAUAUAAUAGGUAUAUCAAAAAGUCAGCGUUACCUGUCUUAUUUGUCGUUACCACUAAAAAGUUCUCAGUUAAAGUACAAAUUAGUCUAAGCCAGAUGCGUAAGCUCCAAUUCGAUUUAUAUUUAGAUUAUAUGUGGCAUCCAGAUUAUUAUCAGGUACCAGAGCAUCCCAUAUUUUAGUAGGUAUGUAAACAUAGGUUCGUACGAGAAUUAUCAUUAUUCCAUUUAUUCAUAUCGUUAGUUUCGAUUUAUUCGUAUAUUGUUUAUUAUUUUAUUCGUUACUAAAUACUCGUCAUCUUGUGGUUUGUCUGAGACCACUUUAUCGAGGUCACAAAGAUCGGUGUCGGACUUUUGCAUCUUGGUUAGAGUAAUUUGUAGUCGAGGCAUUUUAAUUUUUUAACAAUUUAACAGGCUUUAAAUUUGCCGAAACCUAAAUAUGGAGUAACUGAGCAAUACAUCUAAUACACCAAACGAAACCCUUUUUAAUACUUCACCAAAGCAUAAGAACGUUAUUCUGCCCCCUUAAUAUACUAGUGCAGCUUGAUAGAAGUUUCAUAGGAAAUCGCGUGUAGUUAAUACCUGUGUUGUUGCAGAGGAGUACAAUAGAGAACUACAAGAGGCUUACUUGACUGAAGUAAUAACAUAUUUUAUUCAUCAGUAGUUACAACAGAGGUUUUAUCGGUUUCAAUGCUCCCCAUGGUGAUUCCAUUGUUAGAAGCUGGUCCUCUUUUUAGGUGGUUAAGAACCUGUAUUUCUUUUGCUUUAACAGCUUUCACACUUCCAAAUUACCUUCCUUCAACACCAACUUAUCUUUGGAAAGCUUAAAACAGUCUCAGUGGAUAAAUUUGGGUGACUAUGAUGACCGACUGUGGUGUAGACAACUGAGAAUAGACUAGUGCAUUGUCUUGAUGAAGAAUUCAGAACUUGGUCUUCCAAACAUCAGUUCCUCUCACAAACUCACAUAUAACCAUUAGAACCUCGAUGUAGAAAACUUGAUUGGCCAUCUUAUCCUACUCUUAUUGGGGAGCUCUUUUUAGGCUCUUUUAAGGCAUAGAUGGCCUUUCUGUUUUGGGAUUGCAAAUCAAAACUACGAACUGAGCAAUUUCAAGGAGAGUCGUCUUUAUCAAAUAACUGUCUCUCAAUAUUUAGAUGAUUUAAUUUCGAAAGGUCAAUCUAUUAGGUAAAUUAACCCUACAAAUCGGCGACUGAUCAAAUUUUAGAAUUUGCUGAAUUUUACUUCAUACGUCUUGCAGUGGGGAAGUAUUGUAAAUCUUUUUUGUGAAUUAUUGCUUCCCUUAAAUUAUUAUGUUAUUCUAUUAGAGGAUCUAUGAAAUUAUUUUAAAGGCGUCUUCCCAUCCAUCUUCAAAUAAUUGAAUCAGUCGCUAGAUUCAAGCUAUGAUUAAUCUUGCUUCUAAUUUACAGCUGCCACUACGACUGCCUCAUAAUUAUUGAAAGAUUUCAAGUGACUUGAAGCAAACAAACUUACAUGUUUAUCACCGAUAAUUUCCUAGAAAGUAGGGACUUCACAUUAAUACAAUGUGUAAACAUGUAAACCGAUAAAAAAGCUUCUUUUAGAUUACUCGAAGUGAUCUGAAGUUGCUAUUUCACCUGUCAUCAGGUUGAUGGUGAUGGUUUACCCUUGCUUGCGCGGAUUGGGAUGUCUAAUGGAUCCCAAUCUGCGUCACUCUUUAUCCAGUCCAUACAUUGUUUCUUUAGUCAUCUACUUUCUUUUAAAAAUGUGCCUAAAAUCAGUCGGUUCACGCCAGAUAAUACCGAUGGCAUCGUCGUGUCCGUAUGAGUUUAAGAAGGCUCGAACUCAAAAUUAGAAAAGAAGGAAAAGCUUGAAGUAAUGGCGAUUCUAAGCAUUAAUUCUAAUGGUACAAGAACUAUACUGUACUAUAAAAACUGAAAUUUAAGAUAUAAUUCUAACUUUUGCGACAUAUUUUGAUAAAAAAUGUCGAGUGGUGUUUAGCUUGGGUAAAGUAGACAACCAUAAAGAAUAAAUGAAUCUUUCCUUCGAGUACUUCGAACUUCGUACUUUCCUUCGUACUUUCCUUUGAGUACUUCGAGUGACCUUCUUCAGGUACCUGUUUCUGCUCCCUGAGGCUUUUUUAGGUUGAUUUGAGCUGGGUGGGGUAUUGUGAUGGGGUCUGGGUAUUGUGAUACAAAUUGUGACUCGGAAUAUAGUUUAACAUAUUUGGUCAAUCUGAUAAUCUCUACAGAAGCAGAAACGCGUACCUAAAGUUUCCACUCGGCGAAGAAAUUACUCUAAAGUUACAGUUACUUCAAGUACCUGUUUUUGCUCCCUGGUUGACUAUGAUAUUUUAUGCAACGUCUAAAGGAUCUUAGCUUAAAUGGCAUACGUCGUUAUGGAGCAUCAUAGUUGGGUUAGCCUUAAGUAGACACUCUGCAGAUUGCAAAGAAACUGUAAGGAAGAAGGAAAGGAACGUUCUUUUGAAUGACAUAUAUAAUUUAAGUUUACAUCCUUAUUUGAACUUAUCUCUUUUGUCACCAUUCUCUCACAUGUCGAGUAAUGAAUAAAGCAUUUUGCUGACCUUGUGGUAGACCCAAUUUCGGUUGAAGUACACCAAAGAAUUUUUAAAAGAUUCUAUUAAGAUCAUAAUUAGUUUAUCCGAUCAGAGAAACUAUUGUUUGGUUAUUGCUGUUUUGGAACAAAUGCCCCAACAUAAACCCAGCAUAAUUUUUUUUUAAUAAAUAUAACUUAGGAUACAUAUAACAUAGAUGUAUUUAUUUAUUAUUAAAUUAUAUUUAUAUAAUAUUAAACAGCUGUACUAAUAAAGCUUUAAUCCAAAAGUAGAUAAAACAAUUAAUUAGGAUAGCUCUAAUUAAUAUACUUAAUUUAAUGCAUUUAAUUUUAAGUUAGACAUACUUUAAGACUGCCUUCGCUUAAAGUAAGUCUACAAGUUAAAUAUAUUAAAUUCAGAUAGUAGAGAUUUUUUAUAUAGUAACCUAAAUGGUUUACAGGGUCGUUUAAAAGCCAGCAUGUAGCAUAUUUGAACUAACUUGUGUAAUAUGUAAAGAUAAAAGAAGAAAAAUAUGGAUUUAAUUAGCUAAGUAUAUUUUUAGAAGGUAUUGGUAGCAAUAUAUUAUGUGUAUAUCUCGGAAGAUGUUGUAAAAAUACAAUAAUAAUGAGUAGCUGAACCAAGUAAAAUGGUCCUGUAGUGAAUUAUUUAUUACUGCCGUUUUAAAGCAUUUUUAUACUUUUGGACGGUUUUUUUAUAAAAUGCCCACGUGAGAUAAUCAAACAGCCAUUUGAUUAUCUUUACAAGGCUUAUCAAUUAGAUUUAAAAUGAAAUGAAAAUCUUUAUAAUAUACAGGAUUGUACAAAUUCUUUCAGAUGUUAAGGUACUGGAGAUAGCUGAUGUUUAAUUAUGAACAAAACUAUGUUUGGAUAUGAUCAAUAAAUUGUUUUUUUAACAUUUUAAGAAGAUUUGAAAGCAUAUUAUGUUUAUUUCUAUUUCAGUAACAUUAUGCGAUCUUUCAGGCAUUAAAAGGCCUUGAGGAAGGCAUACAUUUUGAAGUAAAUCCUUUUAAUUUAUUCAUCUCAAGACGUUUUUUAUUCCAGCUCUUGCGACAGGAAUUGUGUUUUUGCAUAUAAACCACCAUAUCUAGGUGUAAAAUUUCCUCUCCACCUGAUCAAAUUUGUUAUAGCAAAUCUCCUUUUUUAUGAGAACUGACCUCUUCUUUCUACAAUACUCCAAGGACUUUUAUAACAACGAAUCUGUUAGGAAGCUCUUUACACCUCACGUACUCUUUAAAUGUAGAAGCCAAUCAAAGUCAGACUCAAACAGAAGCCGCUUUUUUUUCACCUCACUACGAAUAGUCCUGUUCGUUAGGCCCCUCAAUAUUAAAUACUUACGCUAUAUUUAAAGCCACUGAUCUAAUACCACCAAUAAAUGCUCUAUAGCCUCACAACGCAUACAAUAAACUGAAGCAAUAUCUUAUAGGGUCUCAAAACUUCUCCCCCCUUUUGAUCCCAAAUAUAAAAUACAAUUUGGUACAAACUCAUAUCCAAGACAAAAUUGAUCAAGGGCUGAUGAUCGAGCAAGAGGCGUGGCUUUAUAGUUCUGGAAUCUCCAGUUACAGGAAAAUAACCUUUAAGAAGUCCAAAAUCUUGUAUUUUUAUCAAUCUUUCUUACCAUUAUACAUUAAUUUCCUUUUCACAGAACUGCCAAGUACUGUUAUCAAUUAAAAUUAAGAGCUCAAUAUCUUGUAAUUGAUAUUCUGUUAAAUAUUGGUAGAACUCACCAGACAUCGAUAAAAUUAAUUGAUGCGGCUUCGAUUCCUGGCAUUUUGUCAUACUGCUAAGGUCAUUCCAACUUAGAAGACUCUUUUAAGAUAUAUAUUUUUUUAAUUUUAUGCUUACUUAUUUUAUCUGCCUUGUCUAAGAUUCGGGAUAAAACGAGUUAUUUUUGCUGAAAUCUAAGGGUCCUAAUAUCCUGUAAAUUGUAUAGCCAAAUAAAUGAUUAUGGAUUUCCAUACAUUAUUUUAUGACCUAUCACAAGCUUUAAACUACCUUAACUGUAGAUAUACUGCUUUGGAAGCUCUACAACUACUCUUUACUAUUAUAGCUGAGGUUAAAAAGUAUAUUAUUCAUCUUGGAAAAGAUUUUCUGCCGAUUGCUUUAUCGUUAUACAGUACAAGCUCGGUAACAUGAACACAAAAAAACAAACCCUAGUUCAUAAUACCGAUUGUUCACAUUAUGGGAUGAGGAUGAUUAUUAUGUUUUUUUUUUGUAAAGAGACUAAAUUAUAAGUUUCAAGCCUUUGUUUAUUUACUUAGUAUGUAUUAUUUAUAAUACCUAUGUAUUAAAAAAUACCUACAAAAUUUAUUUAAAAAAAGAAGUAAUUUUUAAUUGCUUCGUUUUAGAUAUUGUAUUUAUAAUUACAGCUUUUUCAUAAAGUUUUUUAAGGCAUAAAAUGUCGUCAAUAUUAACAAAGUUUUCUUGUGCCCAUUGUAUGUAUAGCUUUAAUGCUUCAAUGGCUUCAGAAUAUCUUAUUUUAGGCUUUGGAUCUUCAAUGACCUGACAGUCGUCUUCUUCUUCCGAAAUAGCAUUAUCAUUUGGAUCAUCAUUAAGGUUAAUGCCAGCAUCAUCCUUAUUCCAUUCAGUGAUAUCGUUUGUCGUAUAUUCAGCCUAUAAUAAAAUUGUAUUUAUAGCAAAGAAUACAGUAGCCUAUUGUAAAAAAAUACCUCGUGAACCUCCCUUAGUAAACUCAGAGUCUCCGAAACAACUUAAUCAGCCUCUUCUCCACAUUAGGAGGCAUAAACAUAGCAAAUAUGUUUCCGGCAUCUGUUUUUAAUGUGUCUGCUGGAGGAUGGGAAGGAGCGUUAUCUAAGAGUAGAAUAGCUUUCAGCUAAAGAUGUUCUUCUUUUAGAUACUGCUUCACCUAAAAUCAUUCAAAAAUGGAAAAUGGAUUUAAUGGUUAUGAAUAAAAUCACUUACUUCUGGAACAAAGUGGUAAAAAACCAAUCCUUAAAUAUCUCUGCAGUCAUCUAUGCGUUUUUGGAAUUUUUAUAAAUGACCGGAUUUCUAAAGUGCUUAAAAUAGCGGGGAUUUUUUGAUUUUCCAAGCACCAGCGGUUUUAAUUUGAAACAACCUGUAGCAUUUGCACAUCCUAAGAAGGUCACCCAUUUUGCAAUUUUCAUUCCUCGAGCCGUUUUUUCAGCAAUCGAAACAUAUGUUUUAUCUGGGAGAAGUUUCCAAUACAACUCCGUUUCAUCGGCAUUAAAAAGUUGAUUUUCCGUUAUUCCAAGCUCAUCAUAACUUUUUUUAAUUGUUCUUUAAACGGCCCAACCAGUUCCGGCUGAGAUGAUAAUUUCUCACCGGAUAUUUUUAGAAAUCAUAUUCCAUUUAAAAUGUUGCAGCCAUCCAUCACUUGCACUAAACUUCAUUGUCGCAGGAUAUACAUUUCCAAAAAUUCUGAUUGCUUUUUGUUUUAAUAUAUCGCUGCUUAUUGAAAGAUUUUUUUCUCUUUGAGUAAGGAACCAUUUGUACAACUGUUUUUCCAUUUCUGGGUACUCACAAGAUUUUAACGUACACUUUUUGUUUGGCCCUAAUGAGUUGGUUACCCUUUCAAGAAUCUUCUCCCUUUUCUUCUUGAUCGAACAAAUUGUUGAUUUAGCAACUCCGUAUUUUCUAGCCAGUAUAGUAACUGAAACACCUUUUCGAUGUUCUUGAAUAAUAUUUGCUUUUUGUUGUAGAGUAAGGGCCUUGUUUUUGACAGUUUUACCCAUUUUGAGAAUCAUGCAAAGAAAGGUUGUUACCGAAUUUAUUACUUAGGCGUUUAAAGUCAACUGAAAAGUGAAGAAUAAAAGCCAUAUAAACGCCGUGAACCAUGCAAACAUGCUACGACAAGUCAAAAACCAGCGAGACAGUCAAAAUAUUACUGGCAUAUUGGCUCAAAAAUCGUUUAAAAACGUAUUGUUUAAUUGUUCACAUUAUCGAGCAGACUUCUGUUCACACUAUAGAGUACCUAAUACAAAAAAUAUUUUAUUCACAAAACCGAGUUGUUCAUAUAUACGAGUAUUUACGCCACCGAGCUUAUACUGUAAUAGAUAUUUGAAAGCUUGGAGUUAGGGUUGAUAGAUAGGUUUAUUUUUCCCUACUUAAAUCUCACCUUAGUUAAAGACUGCCAAUGCUUUGGAAGAACAAGUCGAUUCAGUGAGUAGUUCAACAACAUUUUAUAAUAUUUAGAUGUAUUAACGUUUUGACACCAAUGGUAAAUUCGGUCCAGACCACCCUGCGUUUAGUUAUAUCCGUUCCAUAUUUAUAAUCGAUAUCUACUAUUUCAACUAUUCUUAUUGUUAAAAAAAUCCUUCUUUGUUAACGUGUUAUUAAUUAAUAUAGAUUAAUGAAACCUACUUUCUUACUAAAUAAACAUCAAUUCACAACUUCAGAUGGAUCAUCAGCCAUUGAUCUACUAGUAUUAAUUGAUGCUUCUUGGAUAACUUUCACUUUUCCAUCUUAAAGUCUACUCAAUUUAUAUCAUUCUAAUUAGUACAUAGUCAAAUUUACUAGUUUCAAUAAAACUAGUUUGAUGUAUUGCUUUAAAGGCUCUUCCAUUAGGGCUUUAGCAAAAUAGCAUCCUCCUGGUUCUCUUCUUAUUUUGUGGACCAUUUGUAUUUUGACUGCAAUAGCGUUCAGUUAUUGGACCAAUUGUUUUCUUUUUGCUUUACAUUAAUGGUCUAAUCAGCGUAUAUCUAAUAAUAUACGCUUUAUUUGAAGACGAUAGCAUAUUGGACUAAAUAUCUCUGCACGGACCAUGAGGGCCAUCUAUUAUUCGUUUUAUUCAUACCAACAUAAUUUAUUUUCAGAAAGACAAACUAAUAACUUUCAAGUUAUUUCCUAUAUUGCCAUUGGUGACUGCCAAGUAGAAUCAUAUUCAAACAGAAUUUUUUCAUUUAUAAUUUUUAGAGAGCUUAGGUCCGAGAAGCCCAUUACUGAUCUUGACAUAAAGGUUGUCUACAAAAAUUACUUUUCCCUCGUUACAUAUCACCUCAAGUAUCACCAACUUUACUGAACUGAAGAAAGUAACAUUUUUGAUUAAAAAUUUGCAAGAUCAUCCUCUGCAAAUGAGGAUAAUCUUACCCCUAAAAUUUUUCAAAACUUCAGCCAUUCCAAAGACUAGUUAUUGAUUUAUUAGUAUUAGUUGAUAUAUCUUGCAUAGUUAUUGCAUUUGUAUCUUAAUUCUGCUCUUUCGGGAUCAUUAUAAUUUAGACUAAUUAAAACCUUGACAUGGCCUUAGGCUUCAGAGUAGUGCCAGUUCCUGGUUUCAUUUUAUUUGAAUUUAGAAAUUUCGAAAAGUUUGCAAUCUUUGAAUUUUAAGCAGAUUUCUUUUAUCUGCCUGAUCAAAGCUUAAUGAGACGUGCCUUUCUAAAAUCCAACAAUAUUCUAAGCAGUUCUCAGUUUGGGUUGGGUUGGGUCAAUGGGUUCUAGAGCCACCUACUAUAGGAACCGCAUUGCCAAGGUGAUGGAUUUUCAUAGCGUGUCUAAAGAUUUUAACUGCGUUAACCUAAAGGUACUGCUUUGGAAGCUGUACCACUUUGGCUUUUUGGCUAUCUGCCUGGUUUUCUUCUAGUUUCAAAGUUCAUCAGUAUUCUUACAAGCACAUAUUUUACUUAUAGAACCAUUUACCUAUAGAUCUUCUUUCUUUUUGCUUUAUAUAAAUGAUUUCAGUAAUAUUAAAGGAACCGCACUCUACUUGCAGACAUUCUCUGGCAUAGCCCAAAAUAUGAUUUUCUGCAGAGAACCGUGACAAUAGAUCUUUAGGCGAUGUAUUAUUAGUUUCAGUCAAAUCUAAUAUCAUCAGAAAAUAAAUGAUUUGUCCAAUAUCCAGAUUAAACUAAUGACUUUCAAAAUAUGCCUUAUAUUUUCAACGAUACGUGUUUCGUAAGUCUUAGGGAGCUUAGGUUUAAGGAGCACCAACAAUCUUGAUAAACAGCUCUGUGGAGGUUUUUGCUUUGAAGUUGGAUAUUUGAGAGCUUGGGCCUAUAGUUGGUAGAUUGGUUUACUUUUUCCUAGGUAAUCUCACCUGAAGUAAAUGUUACCAUUCCCUUAAAAGAACUGCUGCAUUCAAUAUGUGGCUGAGGUUAAUAAAUUUGAUCUAGUGUAUAUAAGACUUCCAUUUAUUGAAGUCCAAAAUUAUUAAUGACGCUGAUUAAUUUUUUUUUAACAUCUUCUUUUGUUAGAAACUUAUACUUCUCACAUCAUUUAUUUUAUUGGGAAUAUGCUGCAUGUGCUGAAUAAUCUUAAUCUAGUAGAUUGAUGGUCAUAAAAAAUUGAAAACACCCAGAAUAGGCUGUCUUGAGUGAAGAACAAGAUAUAGCAAAUGUAGAUAAAUAAAAUACUUCUUGAUGGCUUAGAGUAUUCGCCAAAAGGACAUCACCAUGUCGAAUGUCCACCCAUACCCUCAUCCUAAGAUUGGGUUAUUGGAUAUUGACAUCUCGGAAUGAAAAAAAAGUGUUUUGAAUUUUUGGUUAUUUUAAACACAAUCUACUAAAAAUAGCUUUUUGAAGAGGCACAAAACUGAUGUCGGGGAAACAGUUAAUAUAUGAAUCAGCAUUAUCAGCAAUGAGGGAAAUUCUAUCAUCAGCAUAAAAAGAAUUAAGUGUAAUUAGUUCACGGUUUAACAGUUCGACGAUUUUCAAGUAUACGGCUAAGGAGUAAAAAUUAAAAGUGGAAUUAGAUUGGCAAUUUUUUAUAGUAAUACAUUGGUAUAUACUCAAAAUGGAACUCCAUGCUGAAGUUCUGACCUGAGAGACUUAUGCUCCUUAAAUAAACUGCAGACAUUUACUACUACUAUAGUUAAGCCCCUACUACUUGAGAAUUUGGAUCAAAAUACUGGAUUAAAUACCAUCAAAGGCUCUAGCAAAAUUGUAAAAAGUUGCAGAGGAGUCCAAUACUAUCAGUAUUAUUAUAAAUAAUUAUUUCAAAGAGGUCAAGACUGCCUUCAGGAAUCCUUUCAAGCAGGAUGAACUUCUGUUCAUCCUGCUUUUUGUUGAUAUCAAUUUGCGAUAUUAUAAUCUUAAUUCAUCUUAGAGAGUGGUCUUAUUUUAUAAACUCUUUAGAAUUUAUUAAACUCUAAUUUAUUUAAUUUCAUCAGUUCUUUGCAAGUUUGACACUUUUGCAAAUUUUUCUAGAAGUGACUCCAAUGAGCUCUUGUUCGUUUAUUCAUAUUUCUACUACCAGCACGAAUAAUUAAAUUCAUUUUAAACUUAUGAACUAAACUAAGUAUAAUUUAAUAAAGGGAUAUAAAGCAGAAAAACAAAACUAUGGUACAUACCGACAAGUAUUUCUGCUUUUUCACUUCUUUAGGAUAUUUCAACCUUCAUACAUCGAAUUUGUACAUCCCUGUAUAUAUAUGUAUAUAUAUAUUCAUAUAUUUAUUAUUAUUAUUAGAUUAUAUCUAGAAUUCGUAGCCUAGAAUAGAAUUUGUAAGGAGCUAACUAAAUUAAAAAUAUCUAGUUGUGAUAUCUAUCUAUAUUAUAUCUACUGUUAAACCUUUUAUAUUAUUUCCUUAUAGAAAUUGUUUUCAAAAACUUCAGUUUUAUUAAGGUAUACUAACAUUAUUUUAUAAUUAAGU